UAAUAUUAUUUAAUAAACAACUCCUCAAGCUUUGUCAUUCCUCUUUCCACUUCCUAACAUCAUCACCCAAAAAGUGCUUCAAUUACCUCUUCUUCACUAACCGAUCCGAGACUUCAGUUUCAAAUUACUUGAAAUUUUGAAAAACAAAACGAAAUUCUCUUUGCAUCAGUUGAUAGGGUUUCUGGCUCCGAUCAUUUGUGAAUUCUCUUACUCUCACUCGCUUUGUUGCAUCUUCUAUUGGCUUUUGGCGUUGAAGAUGGUGAAAUUCUGAGCGGAAUUGAAGUACUGUUGAUUAGGGAACAAUGCGGUUGUUUCCGUUGAACUCGAGCUCAAGUUCGAGUUCAGGCUCUGAUAAGGAGCGGGGAAUUGGAGCGAGCAAUCGGGCUAUGUUGUAUCUAAACGUGUAUGACCUUACGCCUGUAAAUAACUACCUUUACUGGUUUGGCCUUGGGAUCUUCCAUUCUGGCAUUGAAGUACAUGGUAUGGAGUUUGGCUUUGGAGCCCAUGAAUACUCUAGCAGCGGGGUAUUUGAGGUGGAACCAAAAAGUUGUCCAGGCUUCAUCUUCCGACGGUCAGUGUUACUAGGCAGCAUCAACUUGUCGCGUUCAGAAGUUCGAUCAUUCAUGGAACAUCUUUCUGCAAAAUAUCAUGGGGAUACUUAUCAUUUGAUUGCAAAGAAUUGCAACCACUUUACUGAUGAAGUUUGUCUGCAACUAACUGGAAAGCCUAUUCCUGGAUGGGUAAAUCGGUUGGCCCGAGUUGUUUCAGGUUCUUUCUGUAAUUGUUUACUGCCAGAAAGCAUUCAGAUAACAGCAGUUAGACAUCUCCCUGAUCAUCCAGCCUGUUCCGAUGAUGAUGGGUUGGGAUCUAUUUUAUCAUCCGCAUCAGCAGAGAGCGAAGAAGAGGAUUCAGAUCAUCAUCCACUGACUACACCCAAUGGUGAUGUUGCAUUUUUAAAAGAAAAACCAUUAAGGCUGGCAAGAGAACUCUUGUAGAAUUUUCCUGUAAUUCCUAUUCUUUCGGUGUGGGGUCUCUUUGUCGUUUGUAUUGUUAGUGUCUGACCUUCAAUGUACCAUGGUCUAAUUAAUCGAAUACUUUAGCAUUUGUUCCAUAGUACAGUGAGCUUGCCCAAGACAUCUCUGAUGCCUGCGAUUGAUUUUACUCGAGCUUGGUCCUGUAUUAAUAUAAUAUACAACUCAUAAUGUUUAUACGUUUUGUCUUGUUGGUAGAUACGAUCAAAUUCAAAGAAAGAAUCUUCUGUGUGGAUAGCA
Jatropha curcas is the source of this 1271-nucleotide messenger RNA. Its product is annotated as PPPDE putative thiol peptidase family protein. NCBI's taxonomy places the organism in Eukaryota, Viridiplantae, Streptophyta, Magnoliopsida, Malpighiales, Euphorbiaceae. Gene Ontology annotation, biological process: protein deubiquitination. Gene Ontology annotation, molecular function: deubiquitinase activity. The record is from RefSeq and is a predicted model, not a curated record.